Messenger RNA from Pocillopora damicornis (cauliflower coral), 1407 nucleotides. RefSeq lists its product as uncharacterized. The record is from RefSeq and is a predicted model, not a curated record. Lineage: Eukaryota; Metazoa; Cnidaria; Anthozoa; Scleractinia; Pocilloporidae.
GGGGCAAACAAAUAUCGUCUCUUGUUGAGUUGUGCCCAGAGAUAUGAAAUCAUGGUUACGGCCUGGAAUCAAAGGGGACAUAACGACUUCAAUGAAAGCUCUGUGUUAUCAGUACUUACCGAAGAAGGUUUCCCGUUUACACCGUCGAUAACAGUUAUCAAAAGAAAGCAAUGUGGUAUUGUAGAGGUUUUGGGGAAUAGAUCACCUUCAGAUUCUGGUGGAGGUCCAAUAACUGGUUUCGAAGCGCAGAUUAGAAAGAGGAAUAGCCUGAACUGGAAUAAUUGCACGUAUGAUCUUUCAAAUGUUAAUUAUUCCUGUUCGAUCAAUGGUUCACUGAGUAAGAAUACCUAUGAUAUUCGCGUAAGAGCCGUCAACCAGAAAGGGCCGAGUCACUGGGCGAACCGAACAUUUACGGCAGGAAGAGUAGGUCCACCUGAUCCACCUAAGAUUUUGUACGACAAUUCUACAAUUUCUGGAAGAAAUGCUUCCGUGAAGUGGACUUCUCCUGAACACUAUUAUUGCAACAUUACCAUGUACUCCAUUUGCUACAGAGAGACAGAACCAAGUGUCAAUGGUUGGAAGCAAUUAAACGUUUCGGGAAUAACAAGUUAUGAACUGCAUCUUAAAUACAGCAAGAAAUAUGAAGUCAUAAUUGUUGCUUGGAACAAACUGGGACCAAGCGAAAGCAGCAAAGCGUGGGAACCAAGAACAGCACAAGAUGUGCCGUAUGAACCAAUCUUGCAUCAGCCAAUCCUUGAACAGUGCAACAUCAUCAACGUAUCUUGGAGUCCCCCAACGCGAGGGGCACUCGGAGAUCCAGUUACCCUCUAUGUACCUCAGAUAAAAAGGACUAAGUCUAAAGGAUCUUGGAUCAACUGCACAUGUUUCAGCGUUUUAAAUCCAAUGUCUUGUUUGUUUACUAACUCGACGCAGUAUACAAAUUAUGACGUCAGAGUCCUUGCAAAAAAUAAAAUAGGAUACAGUUUGCCCUCCAGCGUAUUGCAAAUUUCUACAGAAGAAGCAGACCAGCCUGGCACACCUGAAAUAAUUGAACGGAAAGUGUCAGGAUGCAAUGUGACCUUAAAGUGGACCACGCUAAAGUCAAAAAACUGCCCAAUACUUUUCUACACAAUCAGCUUCAGAAAAAAAUGUGCACCCCCUGAUGCCAUCGAGUGGGCUAUGAUAAAUAUUACGGACGUUACAGUCAAUCAAGUCACCAUCAAACUGAAUUGCACCACGACUUAUGAGUUUCAGUCCAGGGCUUGGAACCUGUUAGGAGGGAGUGCCAAUUCUACAAGACAUGAGGCAACUACAGAAGAUGUUCAAUCUGACUUUGACCAGACGACUGCGAAACAUCACCCAUCAGGUAUGGACAUAAAACGAGCAAAAGCCUCUUGCUCUCCAUAG